Molecule: messenger RNA, 705 nt
Organism: Acaulospora morrowiae
Lineage: Eukaryota; Fungi; Glomeromycota; Glomeromycetes; Diversisporales; Acaulosporaceae
Source: the annotation of a GenBank genome assembly
AUGACUACCGGAAAAAAAUCAAGCAGGCGCAACAGAAGUCGAAUAAACAAGCCUCAAGGUUCAGGCGAUAUGAUAGUAUUUGCUGUUAGGGAGAAGAAACCGCUGUUCCCACCAAUAUCUUUACCCCAUCCUCAUUCAACAAAAGAACAUGUAAUAAAUUUGGUGAAAAAGUUAAUAUCGAAACCCAAGGUCACAAAAUUUCCAAAUUCUUUUAUUAUAUACAGGAAUGCUUAUGUAAAAUAUCUAAAGGACAAUGGGCACAGUAUUCCUAUGAUAAAGUUAUCUCAAAUGUUAUCAAAUUCAUGGAAGAUGGAACCUUUGCAUACCAAAGAUAUUUACACUAAAAUUUCAAACGAGGCAGAAAAACUAUAUGACCAAAUAAUUAAAAUGGACUAUUCUCCACAAGACCAACCGUCUCUCGAUGAAUUACAUCUGUCUCUUACAGAGGAAUUUGAUAAUUGGCUUGCGUAUCUUCCUUCAGCACAAACUCCAUAUUGGUCCUCCCAUCCCUUACAUGACUAUUAUUCUCAAGUGGAGUCCACUAAUGUCCUACCAAACCAGCCAAUUCACUCUUCUUAUAAUACACCCAUCUCCCCAAUUUUCUUCACGGACACUGAUUUUGUUUCUAACAUUACUUUGGAUAGCUUUUAUUCAAUGUUCUAUUCAAACAACGAAUUUUUGAAUUGUUCAUGGGACAUAUUGUGA